AUGAGUACCCAUCCAGAACCAUUGGAUAGGCCCGUAACAACAUCAUCAACUGAUUUGGUGAAUCUGGGAGCUCAGCUGAACGAAGUUCUCAACCAAUUUAAUGAGCUAAGCGUUGAAAUGAUGGCCCAACGGCGCGCGAUCGACCAAUUGGUCACUGGUGGUGCUAGCGGUGAGCAACGACAUGAGCCCUUACCCCCUGGCCAAUCUGAACCUCAACCAAUAUUCUUACCUUAUACUCAAGCUCUUGUUACUUCACAUGUCAUAAAUCCACCUGAAGAGGCCUUUACCUAUCCCACUCAUGGCCCACCACUUACUUAUGCACCUAACAUCCAAAUUAACCCUUCUCAUGCCCAAAUUCCCCAGAAUUAUCCGCCAAUCACUAUGAGCACGCCAUUUGAACCUCAAGGACCACAUUAUUACUCCACCGCUGAGCCAUUCACCUUAGAUACCACCGCACAAGGAAAAGCUGAAGUUGGGGAAUCAUCCGCGCCAGUGGAUAAGAACUUGCUAAAGAGAUUGGAUCGGUUUGAAGAGUUCAUAAGGAAAAACCAAGGUUUGAACAAGCAAGGAGGUUUGGAAUACAACGAGCUGUGCCUGUUUCCGAAUAUGCAAUUGCCAGUGGGUUUCAAAGCACCCAAAUUUAGCAAGUAUGAUGGAACUGGCAAUCCCAAAACACACCUUCGAAUGUUUGCAAACAAGCUAGGGAAGCCGAUAGAUGAUGAGAAUCUACCUAUGCGCUUAUUUCCCGAGAGUCUAGAAGGCGACGCGUUGGAUUGGUAUUCCAAUUUGAAACCUGAGGAUAUGAGAUCUUGGAUGGAUUUGUCAACUGCUUUUAUGAGGCAGUACGAAUAUAUUUGCGAGCUUGCUCCAACGAGAACCACAUUGGAGGGGACUAAGAGGAAACCAUCGGAGGACCACAAGACGUAUGCAAGGAGAUGGAGAAAAUUGGCUGCCAAAGUAGAGCCUCCCAUGACUGAAAAUGAGAUUGUUCGUACGUUCAUCAAAGCUCAUGACCCGCCGUAUUUUGAGGAAAUUUUUCGAAUGACUGGGUGUUCCUUUGCCAAAAUUGUCAAUAAAUUGGAAGAAUUUGAUGAGUUUGUGAAGGCCGGAAAAAUUGUUAAUGUGUCAACAUUGAAGAUGCAACUAGAGGCUCUGCAAGGCCAGAAUAACAGUGGGAAGAAAUCCCAAUUUAAGGGAAAAGAAGAGGAAAUUGCUUUUGUUGGGGAUCAGGGCCUCUCGGCCAGACCUAGAUUUUCAAACCGCCUUGUUUAUUCAUCACCCUAUCCAUACUCCCGUCCUAUCCGCCGUACUACCAGUAACCAUUCUCAACCUCGACCAAAUUACCCAAAUGUACUCGCACCACCCUUUCAAAAUCCUCAACCAAAUCUCCAAACUAGACCUCGCCCUCCUUUUAACCCAAGACCUAUUCCAUCCCCUAAUCCAAAUUACUCCUACCAACAAACCAGUGACACCCAAAAUUCAACGCCAUACCGAACCUUCACCAAUCUAGGUCAGCCUGUUGACCAAUUAUAUGAGCAAUUGAAAGCUGCCAGGAAAAUUGGUGUUAUACCUCCUAAGAUCUAUUCUAAGCGCUUUCCCUCUGACUAUGACCCUCAAGCAGUCUGCGCUUAUCAUUCUGGAGCUUCCGGGCACUCCACCAAUAAUUGUCGGGCAUUGAAACAUAAAAUCCAGGAUAUGAUCGAAUUCGGAGAAAUAGUGCUAAGGAAAAAGGGUGAACAAGGUCCGAGCACAAGCACAAAUCCCUUUCCCGAAUACAAGGACGUCUUUGAGGCAUCCACCCCCAAUGAAGAAAUUUGA
Messenger RNA from Coffea eugenioides, 1818 nucleotides. RefSeq lists its product as uncharacterized. The coding region runs from base 1 to 1818 and encodes 605 amino acids. The transcript has a single exon. Lineage: Eukaryota; Viridiplantae; Streptophyta; Magnoliopsida; Gentianales; Rubiaceae. The record is from RefSeq and is a predicted model, not a curated record.